AUUCACUAUUCGUACACCUAAUACCCGUCUACGCGUACUCUGAAUAGUCAACACGCUUUCUCUUUGAUCACACGCCACUUCAAAUUAAACCAUUUCACUUCAUGACAACUAUGGAUUGCGUAAUCGCUCUUCCAUUGCUCCUCAGCCUCUUCAUCACAUCUAGCUACGCCAUCAACUUUGAAAUUCUAAACAACUGCCCCUUCACCGUAUGGGCGGCAACAAGGCCCGUCGGCGGCGGCCAACCGCUCGACCACGGCGGAAUUUGGAACAUCAACAUGCCACUCGGCACGACGCGAGGACGAAUAUGGGGCCGCACAAAUUGCGAAUUUGAUGGAAGCGGGGAAGGUACAUGUCAGACAGGUGAUUGCGGUGGGACGAUGACGUGCACUAUGGGUGGAAAACCGCCAUACACCAUGGCCGAGUUCACCAUAGACCAAGCCAACAAUAUGGACUUCUUCGAUAUCUCGCUCGUUGAUGGAUUCAACAUUCCCAUGAGUUUCACCCCCACCAACGCCACUGACAAGUGCCAAUCUAUCUCAUGCACAGCUGAUAUCGUCGGCCAAUGCCCCGCCGCUCUCAGGGAUCCCGGAGGAUGUAACAACCCUUGCACCACCUUUGGAACGCAGGAAUAUUGCUGCACCAAUGGACCAUGUGGUCCUACAGAUUAUUCAAGGUUUUUCAAAACCAGAUGCCCUGAUGCUUAUAGUUACCCUCUGGAUGAUGCCACCAGCACUUCCUCUUGCAAUGGAGGAACCACUGAUUACAGUAUUGUCUUCUGCCCAUGAAUUAAUCAAGUAGAGAUUUUAUUGUGGAGGUAUUAAUAUAAUGCCUCAUGAUGUUAAUUAAGAAUAAAGAUUUCAUAUUCUUCAUUUAUACAUUCACAUGUACAAGGAAUUUCUUUUAAUUAAUUGUAUUUGUUAGUUUAGUUACAGUUAUAUCAUCACAAACUUAAUUAGCUUAA
Molecule: messenger RNA, 961 nt
Organism: Ipomoea nil (Japanese morning glory)
Lineage: Eukaryota; Viridiplantae; Streptophyta; Magnoliopsida; Solanales; Convolvulaceae
Product: osmotin-like protein TPM-1
Exons: 2
Coding region: 102-785 (227 amino acids)
Biological process (GO): defense response
Cellular component (GO): extracellular region
Source: RefSeq, a predicted model, not a curated record